Messenger RNA from Homo sapiens (human), 7700 nucleotides. It is a transcript of the gene AGBL4, whose product is annotated as AGBL carboxypeptidase 4. Gene Ontology annotation, biological process: defense response to virus; proteolysis. The coding region runs from base 159 to 935 and encodes 258 amino acids. The transcript has 7 exons. Gene Ontology annotation, molecular function: tubulin binding; zinc ion binding; metallocarboxypeptidase activity. The record is from RefSeq and is a predicted model, not a curated record. Gene Ontology annotation, cellular component: centriole; cytosol; Golgi apparatus. Lineage: Eukaryota; Metazoa; Chordata; Mammalia; Primates; Hominidae.
AGCCGCGCGCCGGCCACCCGCGCGCCUGCCGCCCGUUGCCCAGGCAACCGUCGUGCCGCGUCUUCCUGAGGUAGCUCCUGUCAGCCCACUGAUCCCACCACCCGCUCCCUACUGCCCCGCGGUCUUCGCGUGAGCUCGGAGACUGAGGGACAACAAAAAUGGCGGAGGGGAGCCAGUCGGCGCCUGAGGCAGGCAAUGAUAUGGGAAAUGAUGAUGCCAUUGGAGGGAAUGUGAGCAAAUAUAUAGUGCUUCCAACUGGCUAUUGUGGACAGCCCAAGAAAGGACAUCUUAUCUUUGAUGCUUGCUUUGAAAGUGGUAACCUGGGCCGGGUGGACCAGGUCUCUGAGUUUGAGUAUGAUCUGUUCAUUAGGCCGGACACCUGUAAUCCACGCUUCCGAGUCUGGUUCAACUUUACUGUUGAAAAUGUGAAAGAAUCACAGAGGGUCAUUUUCAACAUUGUUAACUUCAGUAAAACCAAGAGUCUCUAUAGAGAUGGGAUGGCCCCUAUGGUGAAAUCUACCAGCAGACCAAAAUGGCAAAGGCUGCCACCCAAAAAUGUUUACUACUACCGCUGCCCGGACCAUAGGAAGAACUAUGUGAUGUCCUUUGCCUUUUGUUUUGACCGAGAAGAAGAUAUUUACCAGUUUGCUUACUGCUACCCAUAUACAUACACUCGCUUCCAACAUUACCUUGACAGCCUGCAAAAGAGAAACAUGGAUUACUUCUUUCGGGAGCAGCUGGGCCAGAGUGUGCAACAACGAAAGCUUGACCUCCUGACGAUAACCAGCCCUGGAGCUGCAGCAGCUAGGAAUCAACUUGCUACCUUUCUUGCGCUGCCAGUAGGAGGUACUGGCUUGUCUGAACUCCUCCCCAGACCAUCUUCAACAACAGAACUGCAGUGUGAUGUGGCCAGUCAUAGACUGGGAGCCUUCUGAAAUGCUGACCAGGAAUUUGAAAGCCUUAAUCUGCUUGAUACCUUCUUUAAAGUCUUAUUUUGUUUAUUGUGAAUAAUUUCAAAUAUGCAGAAAAGAGUAGCGAUAUAAUGAACAGCCAUUUAUUGCCCCCAUGCCAACCCCUUGGCUUUGUCAUAUCAACAUGUGUCUUAUAUGCCAGAGUCACCUAUUUUUGGACGAAAAUUAUAAAUGUAACUGAGACUAUUCUAUACUCCUUCCUAAUACAUCUUUGUCCCUUCACCCUACAGGUAAGCACUGUCAUGAAUUCAAUGUUUUUCCUUAUCUUUGUAUCAAAAAAUGUAACUGGUAUUGCUUUACAAAUUCCUGUGGUAUCACACUAUCAAUGUCAUUCUAUGACUUUUUCCCUACUCAUGAUUAUAUUGUAGAGAUUCACUUAUAUUGAAACACAUAGCUCUGCUUCAUUUAUUUUAAUUGCUGUUAGAUAUUCCAUAUAUGAUUGAAUUACAAUUUAUCCAUUGUAUUGAUCAGAAUUUAGGUUAUUUAUAGCCACUUGCAAUUGCAAAUAAUGCUGCUUAGAGCAUUUUUGUGCAUGUCUCUUUACGUAUGAGUAUGAGAAUUUCUCUAGGGAAAAUGAUUUAUUAAUUAUAUGCAUCUUCAAAUUAACUACAUAAUGACCAAUUGUUUUCCAAAGUAAUUGAACAUAUUUACUCUUCCAAUAGCAGAAUGUAAGAGUUUUCAUUCCUCUGCAGCCUUAACACUUGAAAUUGUCAGACUUAUAAAUUUUGCCAGUUGUCAUGAUGAACAUGAAAUGGUAUCUUAUUGCUGUUAUAAUAUAUGUUUCCCUAAUUACUAAUGAGAUAGGGCAUCUUUUUAUAUCUUUAUUGUCCACUUUGGUUUCUUCUGUGAAUUGAUUUUUCAUAUCCUUUAUCUGUAUUCUAUUGGGUUGUCUCUUUUUAUUGAUUUUUAGGAGUUUAUUGUUCUGAGUAUCAGUACUGUGUCACUUAUAUACAUUGCAAACGUCUUCUCCCAGACUAUGGCUUGUAUUUUUAAAUUUUUUCCAUGAUGUGUUUUGAUAUAUGCGAGGUUUUAAAAAAUUUUUUUAUGUAGUUGAAUUUAUCGAUCUCUUGUUUUAUAGGCUUUACUUUUGUGGCUUAUUUAAGAAAUCCUCCCUAUCUAAAUAUCGUAUUCUCCUGUAUUUACUUCUAAAAUUUCUCAAGUUUUGUGUCACACUUGGGUCUUUACUUGUCUCAUUUAGGACUGAUCUUUGUAUAUGAAAUAGGAAUUUAUUUUUUUGUGUGUGUAUGGAUAACCCAUUGUCUCAGCACCAUAAACCACUAGUCUAUAUUUCUACCCAUUAGUAAUUACACAUCUGUCAUCUAUCAAUUUUACUAUAUACAAAAUCUAUUUUCUUCUCGAUACUAUUGCAUUGGCCUACCACGCUUAAUUCUGCAUCGAUUCAACAUUGUCUUAUUUAUAAUAAAUUCUAAUUUUCAUAUCAUCUUAAUAAUUUAUGGGGAAAUACCCUUGGACCUUUGCCUUUCAUGCUUAUCUUUUGAAAGCAACAAUUAAAUUUUUAAAAUACAGUAUAAUAAUCCUUAUAUUGUGACAGGUGAAUUUAAUGUAUUUUCAUUUAUUAUAAUAACUAAUAUAUUUAGACAUAUUUCUACCACCAUAUUUGUGUUUUCUGUUUAUCAUUCACUUUAUUUCUUUUCUGCCUUUUAAACAUUUUUAUAUGUUACCUUUUUUAUUGCAUUCUCUGUGGAUUUGGAUGCUAUCUAUUUUAUUUCUAACCUUAACUGGUUAUAUGUGGGUAUGUACUUAGCUAUACAUUUUCUUACAACAAAGUCUACAGUUACUGCGACUUUCUAGCAUUCUUUCAGCCACAUAAAGGCCUUACAUGCUUUAACCACCUAUUGAACACUGUCACCUAGUUAUUCUUGUUUAGACUAAGUUAAACUUUUUGGAAAAAGGAAAACAAUGUAUUAUUAUUAUUAGCUCAUUGACUUUUCCUACAUAGUUUAUGAAUUUUUGCAUUCUUUUGUUUAUUGUAUAUCAAGCCUUUCCUAUAUUACCUUACCAAAGUGCAUUCUUUAAUAGCUAUUUUAGUGAGAGUCCAUGGUAACCCUCUUAAUCUGUAUAUAUUCUUGUUUUGACUUCUGUCUGGAAUGAUAACUUGGCUGGGUAUAAAUUUGAGUUUGAGGAGGAUGUUCCUUUGAACUUUAAGGAUUUUUUCUUUGUUUGGAGCAUAAUACCAUUUAUAUAAGCUUAAAAGCAUGCAAAACAGCAGUACAUUUUGGGGAUAGUGAUGUAACCAAAAUGCAGUAGUGAUGUAUAUGUGUAGUGAUGUAACCAAAAUGCAGGUUCAGUCACUUGCCAUUUGCAGAGUCCAGUUAACAAAAAUGAAGUCUGGUAUAAAGAAAGUGACUUUUAGUCUGGGCACAGUGGCUCACACCUGUAAUCCCAGCACACUGGGAGGCUGAGGCAGGCAGAUCACGAGGUCAGGAAAUAGAGACCAUCCUGGCUAACACGGUGAAGCCCUGUCUCUACUAAAAAUACAAAAAAUUAGCCGAGCGUGGUGGCGGGCGCCUGUAGUCCCAUCUACUCGGGAGGCUGAGGCAGGAGAAUGGCGUGAACCUGGGAGGCAGAGCUUGCAGUGAGCGGAGAUCACCCAGCCUGAAUGACAAAGUAAGUCCUGUCAAAAAAAUAUAAAAAAUUUUUUAAAGUGACUUUUAAUCCCAAAACUAUCUUAGGGGAAGAAGCCGGCACUUUUAAAGGAGAAUGGCACGCAGGGGAGGAAGUGAGCAGGUUGGGGAGGUCCAUGUGCUAGCUCUGGUGCCUUAUCAACCGGGCAGUUGAGCUGGUGACUGCUUGUGCCUUCAUGGGCAGCAGUAGGCUGAAAACUCCCCAGGUGGGAGAGAGUUUUAUAGUGGGACUUUGAGUUAUGAAUCAACUGUGAUCUCUCAAGGCAGUCUCCUGGUGGGAAGGAGUUCCUUGUUGGAGCUUCUAGGCACAUAGUUAGAUAAAUUUGCCCUGUAAAGAGUGUCUGGUGAAGGGGUGGUAAAAUAUUAUAUUUGCAUUUCUACAGGGCUAAGUAGGAAGUAGGAAACCAGGGAAAUGAGAAAAGAAGAGACAGAGAGAGAAAAAUAAACUAUCUCUUAGGAAAAUGGGGGCACACCAUUACAAUCAGUUCUCCACUGCCAAGUUCCAUUUCAUUUUGUUGGGAUUUGGUUGUCACCAUAUUCAUUCUGGCUACUCCCUGCUGAAAGGAGGCAUAGUCAUUGGGUGUCAGAAUGAAACUGAUCUAUUUGGAGUUGAAAAUAUUGAUGAGUACCAAGACUUAUAGAUGAUAGUUGUUGCAUUAUGGUAAAAGGUCUGGAAAGUCACUGGGAAAGCCUGUCUUGCAUUCCCAUAUAGAGGAUGCAACAGCAGUAGAAUUCACAGUGGAGAAGUAUGCCUAUUUUUUCAUUGUCUUCUGGGAUCCAUAGUUGCUGAUGAGAAGUCUGCCAUCAUAUAAUUGUUUUGGUAACCUAUUUUUUUCUUGGGCAGGUUUCAAUAUUAUUUUUUAAUCUGAAUGUUUUGCCUUUUCACUUUGUUGGGUCUAGAUGUGAAUUUAUUUUUAUUUAUCCUGCUUGAUACUCUGAGUAUACUUUUCACUUAAGAUUCUAUGUCUUUCUUUAAUUUAGGGAAAUUAUUGGCAAAUUAACUCUUCAAAUAUUGCUUUUAUCCUUUAUUCCUUUGACUCUCUUCAACAAUUUCUAUUGGACAAAUGCUAGAUGCUAUUAAGCAGCCCUCCAUGGUUCUUAAUUGAUUUUUCAUAACUUUUAUUAUUUUUGUCUUACUGCACUGAUUUUGAAUUCCUCACAAGUAACUUGCAUUUAUAAAUUCACUUUUGACCAUGUCUAGUCUAGAUUUUUUUCUGUCUCUUUCAAUAUUUCAAUGACUAUGUUUUUUCAUUUCCAAGAUUUCUAAUUUUAUUCAUACCCACCUGUUCUUGUUUUAUUUCUGCCUGUUCUGUUUCAUAAUUUCUUGUUCAGUUUUAAUGUCUUCAUUUGUUUCUUUGAACAUCCUCAAUAUGCUUAUUUUAAAAUCUUUGUUCCAUAAAAUAAGUUUCAUCUGGAGGAAAUUCAAGUUCCAAUUGUUGAUUUUGUUUAGUAUCAUUUUUAGCAUUCGAUUUCUUCAUGUGUUUUGAAAUUUUAAUUUGUAAGAUCACUUUGAGAAGGAAAUUUUCUGGUUUUCUCUUUUCUCACCCCUCAAACUCCCACUGUGUUCACAUCUCCCUGUGUGAUGGUUUUUGCAGUUGCCUCUACCCACAUCUUCAGUAUAGGACCUGGGGAAUAUUGAGUAUAUUGCAGAUUCAAUGACAAAAAGUUAACAGAACCAUUGCAUCUGGUUCCUGAGUCUAUAUUCCUCACCUCUCUAUACCUACAAUGGAUGAGAGCUAUCUCCCAAAAGUUAUGCAGCAGCCUUUUUUUCUAGGCUCCUUUCAUGACAGGAGAGCCCCACCCAAGGUCCUUGCUCUAAGCAGAAGCUUAUCUCUGAUUCCCAUCUCCUGUAGUGUACUUUUAGUCUCCCUUAUCCCAUAGGAGGCAGACGUCCAACUGCUACUGUCUUCUUCUACAUUCAGAUUUCAGCUAGCCAGUAGCCCCAGAACCACUUACCCUUUUGCAUUUCUGUACAUUUGAGCUUUGUGGUGAUGUCUCCCACAAUGGAGCCCAACAAUAUAGUUUCAUUUCUUUUUUCACAUAUUAUCCAAUAUUACUAUUUGAUGGGAAUAAAUGGGCUUAUUGAAAUAUGAACUUAUUUAGUCGUUUGGCCCAGAAGUUCAACUACAGUUUCUUCUUUACUUUUUAGAAAGUUGAUUUUCCUAUAACCUCGUCAGUAGAAGGGAGGCAAUAUGAGGAAGUACCGUAUUCUUUUCCUGUCCAGGUAAAAUCCUUACCAGCAGACUGAGGAGAGAGACUUAUUUUUUGUCCAAGUAUACACAGUUGUAGAUAUAAUUUUUAAAAUGAAAUUUGAAUGAUACCAUAUAAACUAUUGUUAUUCGAAUGUAGUGUGAACAUCUUCCAAUAUUAUUUAAUAUUCUCUAAGAGGGAAUCUUAUAUGGCUAAAAAGCAUUCUAUUCUAUUUUUAAUUCCCCUAUUGUUGUAUAUUAUUACUGUUGUUGUCUCCAAUUAUUUCAUUACAAAUAACACCACGGUGAGCAUUCUUAUAUAAAAAUUUUGGUCUAUAUCUCUAACUAUUUCUUUAGGAAAAAUUCCUAGAAUAAGAAUUACUGAGGAGAGGUAUACAUCAUUCACUAGUUGUGACACUGAAGUAACAAUUACAUCAAAUUGCAAAAGCUUAAAAAGCAAAGGCUUAUUCACUCUUGGUACAUGUCCCUUUUGGACUGCAGCCAGUUAUGCUUUGUAUCUUUUGUGUUCUAGCAGCCAGGCGGAACAGUCAUCCUCUAUUUGUAAUAUCACUGGGUGUCUUAGUUGGGGUUCACUAAGAAGCAGACCUUUACACAAAGACUUUAGUGCAAAUUGGAGGUGAUCCCAGAGACAUUGGUAGAGGAGUGAGGAAGUGAGACAGGAAAAGAAAAAAAGCCGAGAAAGAUUCAUUAUCAAGCAAGCUACCACAGAGGGCAACUGGGACUUAAUCCCACUGGAGAGCCCAUGGAACCAGUGUGGAAAAUAAGCUACAUAGUUAUACUUCUCAGGGACAAAGGAGCAGGAGAGAGGGUGGAGGUGUUGAUUCCCUGACACUUCUGAUCUGCUCAAUGUAUGCAAUGACCAGAUUCCAAUGGGUCAGAGAAAACCUUCGGGAUGGAUUUGCAGGUGUUGCCAGUUGGAAGUUAUUCAACACAUCCAGAAAUAAUAAGCUGGGAAAAUAGGUUGGAUUGUGGGGAGGCCUAGCAUUUGCCAUGUUAGUCAUUGUGACAGAGGGAAAAGGGAGGGAUGAGGAGCCACGACUCUCCCCUUAAAAACUCUUAGAAGGCGUCACUUCUGCCUAAAUAUCCUUGAUCAAAGCAAGGAUUUGAAUUUAUGGUCAUAUGACCAUAAAUUCAAAUGGGUAGAUAUGUGCAAUCUUCCCAUAGGGAAGUGCACUGCAAUGAGGAUGACAUGAAUAUUUUUCAAUGACUAAUAUACUUUAUCAUACUUUUAGAAAGAUUUUUAUAUUCCCACCAAGUUAAAAGUGCUGGUCAUACCUUUUUUUAAUAACAGCUUUAUUGAGAUAUAAUUCACAUGCCAUAAAAUCCUCAUUAAAGUGAUAAUUUAGUGGUUUUCAGCAUAUUUACACAGUUGUGCAACCAUUACCACUACCUAGUUCCAGAACACUGCCAUCACCCCAAACAUAAACUCCAUACCGACUGGCAGUCAUUCUCAAUUUCUCCUUUUCCUGACCCCUGGCAACCGCUGUUAUAACUUUCUGUCUCUAUGGAUUUGCCUAUUGUGGACAUUUUAUAUAAAUCAAAUCAUACCAUAUAUGGCCUAUUGUGACUGGCUUUUUUCACUUACCACAGUGUUUUCAAGGUUCACCCAUGUUGUAGCAUGUAUCAGCAUACUUCAUUCCUUUUUCUUGCCAAAUAGUAUUACAUUAGAUACACCACAAUUUAUUUUUUCAUUCAUCUGUUAUUGGACAUUUGGGAUGUUUCCAUUUGGGGAUUUUACGAAUAAUCUGCUAUGAACAUUUGCACAAAAGUUUUUGUGUGGACAGAUGUUUUUAAUUAUCUUGCAUAUGUACCUAGGAAUGGAAUUGCUAGUCAUAUGGUAAACUUUACAAUAAAGAUUUUGAGAAACUGCCAAA